Molecule: messenger RNA, 1296 nt
Organism: Colletotrichum orchidophilum
Lineage: Eukaryota; Fungi; Ascomycota; Sordariomycetes; Glomerellales; Glomerellaceae
Exons: 1
Coding region: 1-1296 (431 amino acids)
Biological process (GO): mRNA splicing, via spliceosome
Cellular component (GO): U2-type spliceosomal complex
Source: RefSeq, a predicted model, not a curated record
AUGGGUGGCGAUCUCAACUUGAAGAAGAGUUUCCACCCUUCCCUCAUCAAGAACCAGGCCAAGGUCUGGGAGGAGGAACGCAAAGCCCUCGAUGAGCGCAAGAAGACCCAGCAGCGAAUCAACGAGCUUAAGGAGGAGCGUGAGCGCGAAGAACUUCAGAAGAAGCUAGAGGCUGCAGGACAUACCAAACGGGUCGACCGCGUCGAGUUUCUUUACAGCGGACCUACCGAUGGACAGACCGGCACUACAGAGGAGCGCGAGAGCUACCUCCUUGGCAAGCGCCGCAUCGAUAACUUGCUCAAGGGAACGGAACACAAGAGCUUGGAAAAGCAAGCUGGUCAGGAAAGUUUCAUGGCCCUGCAGACGGCCAACACAGCACGUGACACAGCAGCGAAAGUUCGAGAAGACCCCUUGCUCGCCAUCAAAAGACAGGAGCAGGCCGCCUACGAGGCCAUGAUGAACGAUCCCAUCAAGCGCCGGCAAUUGCUUGCAUCCAUGGGCAUGGCAGAUGACAAGUCAAAGUCGAAAAGAAAGGAGGAGAGGCACAAGAGGAGGCAUCACAGACACCGGAACGAGGACGAUGAUCGGGAAAGGCACCGAAAGAGACGGCGAUCCUACUCCAGAUCGAGGAGCCCGCACCGGCGGAGAGAUGACCCUGACGAGGCAGAACGCUCCCAGAGGCGGCGGCGACCCAGCGAUCCUGAAGACAGACAUAGCCACCAGCGCAGACGUGCUUCAAGAUCCAGGUCCCCUCGGAGACGCCACUCCGGUGAGAAAGACGACUACGUCAUACGCGACCGACGCGACAGGUGCGACGACCGCGAACGGCGGCGCCGAGAUUCAAUUUCCGAGGAUGAUCGGCCCGUCAAGCCACGAGAGAGAUCACCUCGAAGCUACGACAGGCGCGGCGAUCGAAACGGAGAUGCUGCAGUCUCCCGGGGUCGCAGGAACAACGACAAUCAUCGACAAGGGUAUGACAGACGGCCUGCUGCUCGUACUGAUGGAGUCGAUGGUAGGAAAGAGGUCGAAGACAAGGACGCUGAGGAGGAAAGGGCUCGCAAGUUGGCGGCUAUGCAGACCGCCGCUUCAGACCUCGACACGGACCGGGAGCGCCGGCUGGCAGCACUCGAGGCACGGGAAAGUGCCGCGCAACAAGCCGACGACCAGGCAAGAGAACGGUCAUCCAAGUUUGGGGACAGGGAGUUUGUGAAUGGCCUGCAUCGGAAGGCCGGCAACAUGAGUCUAGGAGAGAGAAUGGGCCGAGGUAGGCAGGGCCUGCAGAAAGAUGAUGACUGA